UCCCUCCUUUUCUGAAAUCAAACUAUAGAAAGACAGAAAGAGAGAGAAGGGACACCACCAUAAUUCGACAAACACAAACCUUAAUAGCGCACUACAAGAGUGAGAAACAAUGGCGAUUGCAAGAACUGGUGUUUACGUCGAUGAUUAUUUGGAAUAUGCCAGUACCUUGCCUGCUGAGCUUCAAAGGCUUCUCAAUACAAUCCGCGAGCUUGAUGAACGUUCCCAGGGAAUGAUAAAUCAGACGAGGCAACAAACGAAGUAUUGUUUAGGGAUUUCGGGCCAGAGCUCAAAAAAAGGGUAUAAUGGUGAAGAUGAUGAUGUUGGACUUGACAAAUUGCGGAAAGAUAUAGAAGCGACUCAGGAUAAUGCGUUAAGCCUUUGUACCGAGAAGGUUUUACUCGCUCGACAAGCUCAUGAUCUUAUAGAUAGUCAUAUAAAGCGCCUAGAUGAAGACCUGAACUACUUUGCUGAAGAUCUAAAGCAAGAGGGAAAGUUACCACCGGAUGAGCCUGCCAUUCUUCCACCCCUUCCCAUACUUACAGCACCAAAAUCUGAAAAGCAGCGAAGUGCAUAUGGAACACCUCAAUCAAGGCGUUUUAGUUACAGAGACAGGGAUUGGGACCGUGAGCGAGAUAAAGAUUCAGAGCUAAUGCCACCUCCUGGUAGCCACAAAAAGGAAUUCCCUGUCCCUGUUGAUACUGAUCAGCCUAUUGAUCCAAAUGAACCAAUCUACUGCGUUUGUCAUCAGGUAUCCUUUGGGGAUAUGAUAGCAUGUGACAAUGAGAGUUGUCAAGGAGGAGAGUGGUUCCAUUAUGCGUGUGUUGGACUGACCCCAGAAACGAGAUUCAAAGGGAAAUGGUACUGUCCAACUUGCAGCCCUCAGUUUCGGAACUGAAUCACUUUACUGUAUAAAUCAACUCAAAAGCCAGGGUGGAUCAGCAUAGUAUCAUUCAGUUCAAGAUUCAGAAGUUAUUUUCUAUAUUUUGCCUCAGCAAAGCGAUUCAAUUUAACUGCCAUCGGAUUAUCAAUUUUUUGAGUCACAUUUUGGGUGGGACUAGCAACUUGAAGCCUUUGCUGCUAUUACGAGCUGUCUAAUAUUUUUUUUAGGAAUUACAACUUUCCGAGAUUGAUUUGGCUGUUAUGUGCAUUGUAAAUAUGACCUUAACAGUUUGUAAUUCCUCUGGGUAUCAUAAAUUCCUUGUCAAUGGUAUGAUAAUUUCCUUUGUUAAGCCAGAAUGUGGAUUAAUCUGCAGACAGCAGCAGUGUAUGAUACUCUACAACUUGUAUAUUUUUGUCUAGUGAUAUAUCGUUUAUGUGAUUUAUUUUUUAAAA
Molecule: messenger RNA, 1332 nt
Organism: Chenopodium quinoa (quinoa)
Lineage: Eukaryota; Viridiplantae; Streptophyta; Magnoliopsida; Caryophyllales; Amaranthaceae
Product: PHD finger protein ING2-like
Exons: 7
Coding region: 110-895 (261 amino acids)
Cellular component (GO): nucleus
Source: RefSeq, a predicted model, not a curated record